AUGUCGGAAAAUCAAGAGGUGGCCAAAAGUGAACAACCUGAAGGGAGCAGACCUCUCAGCGUUGCAUCUGAAACGUCAUUGGAAUCACAUACAGAUGCAACUGCAGAAGCAUCUCAGCAGCCAACAAGUAAACAUAAAAUUGAUAUUCUGAUGAAGGCAACUGGAAAUGCCCCAAUUCUAAAACGGAAAAGAUGGGCUGUUGAACCAGAUAAAAAAAUUGGAUGGAUAACAGAAUUUUUUAAAAAGCAUUUGAGACUUGAGAAGUCGGAAUCUUUAUUCCUGUAUGUAAACCAAGCUUUUGCACCUGCACCUGAUAAUACAGUGGGAAAUCUUUAUGAAUGUUAUGGAAUUGAUGGAAAGUUAGUCAUACAUUACUGCAAAAGUCAGGCUUGGGGUUGACACUCUGCAUAAAUAGUAACUUUAUUUCAGCUUUGGUUAAAGGUCUCUCAGGCCAAGGUAUGGUGUGUUGCUGACACACAUUCCGAUACUAGCAGGCCACUGCCACAAAGGUCCAUUUUAUUGUAUUCCAAAAGUGGGUGGUUUGCAGUUCCUCCCAAGAUUUUUUAUGUGCAUAUCAUCCCAAGGCAUGCUAGACAUUUAUUAAAAUGUAUAAUUUGUUGCAUUGCUUGUCAAUAAAUUUUCCAACAUAGGUUAUCUGUUAAGAUCGGACAUAUAGGGUAUUGCAGGAAUAAGUAAACCAAAUUUCUGCUGUACAGUUCCCUUGUAAAUAUAUGUAUGUUUAUAUUUAUUGAAUGUAAAAAUGAUCAUUAUGUGAGGUUCGUAGUUUUCAUGUCUGUGAUAUUUUUCUUUACGGUGCAUAGAGCACUGUUUUGUUUUAUUAAUUGACUCGCCUGUUCAUAUUUACUCAUGAUGUCAUUCAGUUAUAAAUCUGUCCUGUGUAAAAUAAAUGUAGUAGUUUUUAUAAUCUUUGAUAAUGGAUUGAAUGAAAAAUAAAUAUAAAAUAUUAAGAAACUGGUAGUUUACUGUCCUGUAAAUUUUUGAUCUGAUGAAAUGGUUUGAAGUGUGUAUUGUUAUGUGGCAUUUUCAGUUCUUGCUACUGUUGGUAAUGGAGGCUGAGGGAAAUGAAAGGAGACUCAAAACUUGACAUUUAAUGGAAAUAAAUUUCUUCUCUUAUUUAAAACCAAAUUAGUUUUCAGUUGUUUGCUCUCUUAGGUAGGUAUUCUGUUCCUAACAUUAUUAUCUAAAAACAGAUGACGAUGUUGUCCAAGCAAGUGUUCAUUUUGUAUGAUACUCUUGUACUCUUGUCUGGUAUACCAGACACCAGUGUCAGGUACUGCUUGAUUCACUUGCAGUUAAGUGAGAUCUGAAGCAAAGAACUAGUAGCCUGUUUGUAGCUUCUGUUUUAUUUAUUUUGGCCACUAACAAUGUUAGAGUGUAGCACAAACUUUUACAGAUUUCUAGUAUUGUAAUUCCACUACUCUCGAUCUUGAAAUCCAGUGUAAACCUGAUGAGUUGCGUUAGGCCCUGUGGGUAGUGUUAAAAUUACAAAUUAAAAAUUUCUGGGUUAAGUUCCAUUUUGGUUCUAGAAUUUAUUCUAAUUUUAGCAUGACUUCUCAUCACCUUCAGUUCAUUGUAUGAGGGUUGGAACUUAAAUAGUGGCAACUAUUUAUUAACAACUGAUACAAAAGAGUUACAUGUUUGCACCUUUGUGAAGGUGUAGUUUCCAGCAGUGAUUGUGCAAUGAAUCAUAUAUUCUGCAUAGCUCUGUCAUUUGCUGCAAUGUAUUUUGUAAUACAAAAUGUAUGUGUUAAAUAAAGCAACAUCAAAUAGGUAAAAGAAUA
Messenger RNA from Schistocerca gregaria, 1802 nucleotides. It is a transcript of the gene Atg12, whose product is annotated as autophagy protein 12-like. NCBI's taxonomy places the organism in Eukaryota, Metazoa, Arthropoda, Insecta, Orthoptera, Acrididae. Gene Ontology annotation, biological process: autophagy of mitochondrion; nucleophagy; C-terminal protein lipidation. The transcript is spliced from 3 exons. Gene Ontology annotation, cellular component: phagophore assembly site membrane; cytoplasm; Atg12-Atg5-Atg16 complex. The coding region runs from base 1 to 399 and encodes 132 amino acids. The record is from RefSeq and is a predicted model, not a curated record.